This is a messenger RNA of Eurypyga helias (sunbittern), 2223 nucleotides long. RefSeq names its product folliculin (gene FLCN). Bases 28 to 1767 code for a protein of 579 amino acids. Gene Ontology annotation, cellular component: cytosol. Gene Ontology annotation, biological process: positive regulation of GTPase activity; negative regulation of transcription by RNA polymerase II; positive regulation of transforming growth factor beta receptor signaling pathway. Gene Ontology annotation, molecular function: GTPase activator activity. NCBI's taxonomy places the organism in Eukaryota, Metazoa, Chordata, Aves, Eurypygiformes, Eurypygidae. The record is from RefSeq and is a predicted model, not a curated record. The transcript has 11 exons.
GCCUGACGCAUGAGCUGAGCUCUCACUAUGAAUGCCAUCGUUGCCCUCUGCCACUUCUGUGAGCUUCACGGUCCUCGCACCCUCUUUUGUACUGAGGUUCUACAUUCACCGCUUCCCCAAGGCGCGAGCAGCGGGGACAUCUCUGGGCAGAAUGAGCAGGCAGAAGAGGAAGAAGGUGGCAUUCAGAUGAGCAGUCGGAUCCGCUCACACAGCCCAGCAGAAGGUGCCAGCGCUGACUCCAGCAGCCCAGGGCCGAAGAAGUCAGACAUGUGUGAGGGUUGCCGCUCUCUUGCAGGAGGACAUCCUGGAUAUGUCAGCCACGACAAAGAAACUUCGAUCAAAUACGUCAGUCACCAACACCCCAACCACCCCCAGCUCUUCAGCAUCGUGCGCCAGGCCUGCGUUCGCAGUCUGAGCUGUGAGGUCUGCCCAGGACGUGAAGGCCCUAUUUUUUUUGGAGAUGAACAGCAUGGUUUUGUGUUCAGCCACACCUUCUUUAUCAAAGACAGCCUGGCUCGAGGUUUCCAGCGCUGGUACAGCAUCAUCACUAUCAUGAUGGACCGGAUUUACCUCAUCAACUCCUGGCCUUUCUUGUUGGGAAAAAUUAGAGGCAUCAUUGAUGAGCUUCAGGGCAAAGCACUUAAGGUGUUUGAAGCAGAGCAGUAUGGGUGCCCUCAGCGUGCCCAGCGGAUGAACACGGCCUUCACUCCCUUCCUGCACCAGCGGAACGGCAAUGCAGCCCGCUCCUUGACGUCACUGACCAACGAUGAAAACCUCUGGGCGUGUUUACAUACUUCCUUUGCUUGGCUUUUGAAAGCUUGUGGCAGCCGACUUACAGAGAAGCUUCUGGAGGGAGCACCGACAGAAGACACCCUCGUUCAGAUGGAAAAACUGGCAGACCUGAAAGAAGAGUCGGAAGGCUGGGAUGGUUCCGAGGAAGAAGAGAAGCCUUCUUCCCAGCCAGAUGUUGUAGAAGGCCAGGAGCUAUCUAAGUGUUCCCCUGAAACCUCUCUGAUGCCCGACUGCAACAGCUGGAACAUAGCUCACAGAAGGUUGUCUGUCUUUCGCUCUCUCAGGCACAUGAGACAGGUUCUUGGGGCAUCAGCAUUCCGCAUGCUGGCUUGGCAUGUUCUGAUGGGGAACCAGGUCAUCUGGAAAGCUCGAGAUAUGGAUCUUGUCCAGUCUGCUUUCGAUGUGCUACAGACUAUGCUGCCCGUUGGUUGUGUGCGGAUCAUCUCCUACAGUGACCAGUAUGAAGAGGCGUAUCGGUGUAACUUCCUAGGGCUCAGCCCACACGUUGAGAUCCCAUCCCACAUACUAGCAUCGGAGUUUGCGGUCCUCGUGGAAGUUCGCACUGCUACCCGCUCCACUCUCUACCCAACUCUGUGUGAUGAUGAGCAGUCCCUCAACAAGUACGAGUUUGUUGUCACCAGCGGUAGCCCUGUUGCGGCAGAUCGAGUUGGCCCUACAAUCUUGAACAAGAUCGAAGCUGCCCUGACCAACCAGAACCUUUCCGUGGACGUUGUGGAUCAGUGCCUUGUUUGCCUGAAGGAGGAGUGGAUGAAUAAAGUGAAGGUCCUCUUCAAAUUCACCAAAGUGGACAGCAGACCCAAGGAGGAUACCCAAAAACUGCUGAGCAUUCUGGGAGCCGCGGAAGAGGACAACGUCAAGCUUCUCAAGUUCUGGAUGACUGGCCUGAGCAAGACGUACAAGUCCCACCUGAUGUCAACAGUUCGCAGCCCGACGUCCUCGGAGUCCCGGAACUAAAGGGUGCCCAAACCUCACUUGCUGCCUUCGGAUAAUCGCAGGACCUCUGCUGAGCCUGCAGCGUGUGCGUUAGGUGGAUAGUGAAACUUUGUCACUGUUCUUCUGGUCCUCAAACUAACUUGAAGAGUGACUUGAGUCUUUUCUAAUUGCUGUGAGACUGGACUAAUAAGUGCUCAUAAAUAGUGCUGCUGUCUGUCCUGAAACUCAACUAACUCUAAAUCCAGACCUCCACACUCAAGACUGAAAUACAGCAACACUCAGAACCGGCGUGAAUUCCUUAAAAUCUCGUGCCACCCUCGUUAAGCGUUAUGGUGUUGCAGUAGAACUCGGUUUUUAAUUUCAUCGGCAAGACUCAGAUACCUGUGGCGACAUCCAGAACUCUUGGGAGUGGGUAUAGUUAAUCUCCUCAAAUCCCACAUAAAUCUCCUAAAUGCCUGAGAGAACAAGAACCAAAAA